GUGUGCAGUGUCAAGUCACGCGUUUUGAUUUGCCGGGAGAUGGAUAGUUUGGAAGCCCGCUAAUAAUUUUGGCAUGAAAUUUUGAAACCCCACCAAAUCAGCCCGCUCUCAACCAAAUCUGCCCCAAUUUGCAAAUUCGAUUUCGCAGUAAACCUCCCCUUCUCUUCCUUUCUCUCUCUUACUCCCCACUCAAAACCCCCCAAACCAAUACACACUCUCUCUCAAACGACAGCUCUCAUCACCAAGAGUCCAUGCAUCAUCACUGCCACCGAUCUCUAGGGUUCCGGCGACUCCAAACCUAGCCUUUUACUCACCCUCACACACACGCUCUCUAUCUCUCUACAUACACACGCUCUCUCUCUCUCUCUAUCUCUCUGUUUACUACUCCUAUUGUUGUUGGUUUCCAUGGCGUCCAAAACCCUAGAAGAGAAGAAUCAAGAAGACACAGCUAAUGUCGAAGACAAAGGUGAAGUGAAAGAAGAAGAUAAAGCAGAAGAGGACCCAGAAGAAGAAGAAGCAAAAGAAGAAGAAGCAGAGGAAGAACAACCAGAAGAAGAUACGGAAAUGGCAGAGGAGGCUUCUCAAGAAAAGGAGGAAUCUGAAGAGAAAGGUGAAGAAAACAAGAAACCCAAGAGAGGUCGAAAGGCAGGCUCCAAGCAAGGAGAGAAAGGUUCGAAGAAAGCAGCAAAAGAAUCCACCAAGAAGAAGAAAGCUGAAAUUGGUUCAACCUCGAAAGAGCCGGCUACGCCCAGUGAUAGGCCGAUCAGGGAGAGGAAGACGGUGGAACGGUAUUCGGAACCGUCAACGGGGAGAGCUUCUGCGAGCAAAGGGUUGUCAAUUGAGAAGGGUCAAGGCACGCAGCUUAAGGAUAUUCCCAAUGUGGCUUUCAAGCUGUCCAAGAGAAAACCUGAUGACAACCUUCAGAAUCUUCACAUGAUCCUUUUUGGAAAGAAAACAAAGGCAUAUAGUCUGAAGAGAAAUAUAGGCCAGUUUUCUGGCUAUGUCUGGGUUGAAAAUCAGGAGGAAAAACAGAGGACAAAAGUUAAGGAGAAACUUGACAAAUGUUUUAAAGAAAAAUUGUUGGAUUUUUGUGAUAUCCUCAAUAUUCCAGUAAACAAAACCAGUACAAAGAAGGAAGAAAUUUCAGUAAAAUUACUGGAGUUCUUGGAAUCUCCUCAAGCUACAACUGACACUUUGCUUGCUGACACGGACAAGAAAGUUAAAAAGCAAAAGGGAAAGGCCAUAUCAAGCAAAACCGCAUCAUCUGCAAAAACACCCAGCAAGAAACAAAAGCAAACCUCUAAAGUUGGAGAGAAGCGCAAGCAUUCAUCUGAGGUCGAGGGAGAAGAUGAAGUUGAUGAUGCAGAUGAGCCUAUAGCUACCAAAGAAGAUUCUCAAGAUGAUGAAGAUAUCGAUACUGAUCCAAAAUUAGAGAGUGAUCAGGAGGAGAGUAAAUCAGAGGAAGAGGAAUCUGAACCAGAGGAGAAAAUGCCAAGUGAAAAGAAGUCCAGGAAGAAUGUUAAGAAGGAUUCAGGGGCUAAAACUAGCACCAAAUCUAAAUCAGCCAAAAAAGAUACCCCUGCAAAAUCCGCCAAAAUGCCUUCAAAAUCUACCAAAAAAGAUUCUGGCUCAACUGUGAAAAAGAGCGUUGCCGGUGUCGAUGGACCAUCUGGCUCAACUUCUAAACCCAAGGGGUCAGUAACUAAAAAGCAAAAGGUCGAAAAGGAAAGCAAGGAACAUAGUGUUUCGACUAAGGAGAAAGCAACAAGCAAGAAAAAAUCAAGCAAGUCUACCUCAGAAGCUGUGGCAAAGGAUCAAGGAAAAGGAAAAGCUAGCAAGAAGGCUAAGCCUGAACCCAGCAAAGAAGAGAUACAUGCCGUAGUUGUAGAUAUUCUGAAGCAAGUGGACUUCAAUACUGCAACUUUAUCUGAUAUCCUCAGGCAACUGGGCACCCACUUUGGUCUGGAUUUAUUCCACAGAAAAGCUGAGGUCAAGGGUAUAAUUACGGAUGUGAUAAAUAGCAUGACUGAUGAGGAAGAAGGUGGGGAAGAAGAAGAAGAAGAAGAAGAGGAAGAAGAGGCUGGUGAUGAUGAGGAGAAAGAUGGAGAUGGAGGCAGUGAUGCUUAGCUCGCUGAGGCGGAUUUGGAAAUCUCAGAUGACCCUUCUGUAUUUGUAGUGAAUGUAGUGCAACUUGCCGAGGGAGUUCAUCUUUGUACAGGGGCUUCAUCCAAUUUAUAUAGAUGAUAACAUAUGACCUUCCCAGAUGAAGGCCCCAAGCUGAUUUUGUUUGUACCAUAGACAUUAACUCUUUAGGUAGUUUCUAAAUUUCACCCCCUUAGUUUUUAGUAUUUCUUUUCUUGUAGUUGUACUUAGUUUGAUUUCCCUGUUGUAACUGCUUGAAAUUUUUCUGGAAGUGAUAUGAAGCUAUUUGUCAAGUGUAAA
Molecule: messenger RNA, 2442 nt
Organism: Cornus florida
Lineage: Eukaryota; Viridiplantae; Streptophyta; Magnoliopsida; Cornales; Cornaceae
Product: DEK domain-containing chromatin-associated protein 1
Exons: 11
Coding region: 406-2127 (573 amino acids)
Biological process (GO): regulation of double-strand break repair; chromatin organization
Cellular component (GO): nucleus
Molecular function (GO): DNA binding; histone binding
Source: RefSeq, a predicted model, not a curated record